GUGAUGUUGGAUAAAUAUAGGCGAAUGAAUUAGUAGAAGAGAGAAGAGGAACGGCUUGGUACCUGAGAGAAUGGAAGGCCUGAGAAAGUUGCAGAUGGAAGUGGAGGAGGCGAGAGAGUAUUAUUACAAGACAGGAAAAACAAGAGAUUUCUCAUGGAGAAUCACUCAGCUCAAAGGGAUUCAGAAUCUUCUCAGAGAUCAAGAAUCUGAGAUUUUCAAUGCCCUCGAACAAGAUUUGGGCAAACACCAUGUUGAAGCCUUCAGAGAUGAGAUCGGAACCACAAUGAAGUCUGCUAAUUAUGCUUUGGCAAAUCUCAAACAUUGGAUGUCCAACAAGAAGGCUGAAUUGCCGAUCAUAGCGCUUCUCUCGUCGGCCGAAGUAUCACCCGAGCCUCUUGGACUUGUUCUUGUAAUCUCCUCUUGGAAUUUCCCAAUCGGGCUUUGCUUGGAGCCGCUGAUUGGAGCGGUAGCCGCCGGAAACACGGUGGUCCUAAAGCCUUCAGAACUUUCCCCGGCUUCUUCUUUGCUUCUCGCAAAAACGAUUCCUAUGUACCUUGAUAACAGAGCGGUUAAGGUCAUCGAGGGAGGGCCCGAGGUCGGCGAAAUGCUCUUGCAACAGAAGUGGGACAAGAUUUUCUUCACAGGAAGUGCGAGGGUCGGGCGUAUCGUACUGUCAGCUGCAGCGAAGCAUCUUACUCCUGUGACUCUUGAGCUCGGCGGAAAAUGCCCCGCAAUCGUCGAUUCGCUGUCUUGGUCAUGGGAUCAAGAAGUUUCUGUAAACCGUGUAAUUGGGGCGAAAUUCGGAUCAUGUGCGGGCCAGGCGUGUAUAGCCGUUGAUUACGCGCUCGUGGAGAAGGGGUACGCUCCGACUUUGAUUGAAGUGAUGAAGGGUAGCAUCAAGAAAAUGUUCGGAGAAAACCCAAGAAAAUCGAGCACUGUCGGGAGAAUAAGUCACACGAACUGCUUCUCGAGGUUGAAGAGACUUCUGGACGACAAAAGGAUCAGGGAAUGUGUCGUUCAUGGCGGAUCGGUAGACGAUGAGACUAUGUUCAUCGAGCCGACCAUCUUGCUCGAUCCACCGUUAGAUUCGGAGAUAAUGACCGAAGAAAUCUUCGGUCCACUGCUGCCAAUAAUCACGUUGGAGAAGAUCCAAGAUAGCAUCGAGUUCAUCAACUCGAGGCCUAAACCGCUAGCGAUUUACGCCUUUACGAAGGAUGAAAAGUUUAGGAAAAGAUUAGCUUCGGAGACAACCUCAGGGAGCUUAGUCUUCAACGAUGCCAUUAUUCAAUACGCUGCGGAUACGCUUCCAUUUGGAGGAAUAGGAGAAAGCGGGAUGGGAAAGUACCACGGGAAAUACUCAUUCGAAGCGUUCACUCACUAUAAGGCAAUCGUACGUAGAAGCUUCUUAACGGAUUUCUGGUUCAGAUUUCCGCCAUGGAACGAUCACAAGCUCCAGCUUUUUCGAACCGUUUAUAACUACGACUAUCUCGGCAUGCUUCUUGUGGUCCUCGGCCUCAAGAGGAGGCUUUCUCUUUGAUUUGAUUCAUGACUCUGAGGUGUUUAUCUUAAUCCUUUGAACGUCAUGAUCUGAGGUUCACUGUCUUUGGUAAGAGUAUCAAAGUAAAGUAUGUUGGAUCUGUUGUUUGGUUCUACAUUAUUAUUAUUGCUCAUGUCUUAAUGUCGAGGGUUAUCCAAACCAUUAUUGGUUUGAAAUAUAAUA
Messenger RNA from Tarenaya hassleriana, 1720 nucleotides. Its product is annotated as aldehyde dehydrogenase family 3 member F1-like. Gene Ontology annotation, cellular component: cytoplasm. The record is from RefSeq and is a predicted model, not a curated record. The coding region runs from base 71 to 1537 and encodes 488 amino acids. The transcript has 10 exons. Gene Ontology annotation, biological process: aldehyde metabolic process. Gene Ontology annotation, molecular function: aldehyde dehydrogenase (NAD+) activity. NCBI's taxonomy places the organism in Eukaryota, Viridiplantae, Streptophyta, Magnoliopsida, Brassicales, Cleomaceae.